UUUUGAGAGUUUUGAGCUUGGCCUUCGAGGCGCCGGUGCCAUGCCUCCUGUGCAGCGAAAGGCCAAGGCCAACGGCCAUGCCAAAGCUGAGCGGGAUAGCGACGUUGACGUGCUCCUGCAGGGUGCCGUGACGGGCAAGUGGACGGAUUCUUUCAUCGUCCUCGCGGCUUUGCGCUGGGCCGUCGGCCGAGGGAUGGAGCUUUACGAAGCUCGCUCGGGCUCAGCUCGAGGCGCGGCAAAGCAGAAAGGCAACCAGCAGCCUGAACUCAAGGAGGCGGCAGCGCAGUUUGUACAGGCACACAAAGUGCCUUUGGGCUUGGUGGCAAUCUUUGUUGUGACUUGUGCUAUCAUCAUCGGUGGCGAAAGCUUGGAUAGGUUGCCAGACAGGCCAUUGGAGCAGGCAGAAGACUAUUAUGGUGUGCUGGGCGUCACACGUGAUGCCGAAACCGGCGACAUCAAGCGCGCCUACAAGACUCUGGCUAAACGCUGGCACCCAGACAGGAAUCCGAAUUGCAGCUCAUGCCAGGAGACGUUCUCGCAAAUCGCCAUGGCCUAUGAGACGCUGUCAGAUGAUUCAAAGCGUGCGGCUUACGAUGAAGCCGGCGUAGCUGCAUCUGAAUUGAAGUCAGCAAAAAGUGUACCACUGACCAGGGAGAACUUUGAUGAGCUAGUGACCUUCUCCAACGAUGUUUGGAUUGUUCAGGUCUUCCGGCCAGACAACUCCCAUUGCGCCAGUUUCCACCCUUUCUGGGAGAAUCAGGUUCAGAAGUACGGGCACCUGGUGCGAUUCGGCCGAAUUGACGUCACUGACGAUCAGGCCAACUGGCUUCCCCUGAAGGUGCGCGUGCUGCCGACCGUCCUGAAGUUUGGGAGGCAUUUGGGCACUGUGGAGAUUUUUCCCAUCACUCAGAUGCACGAGACACCGCAGGCAUUGAUGAAAUUUGUGCUUACCUCCUUCCCGAAUAUCGGCUUGCCACUUAAUGUGGACAAAGGUGCUCUGACAAAGUGGCUGAGCAAGUCGACUCGGCACCACAAGGUGCUUUUUGCGAUCCCUGGCAAAAGCGAGGAAGAGCGGUACAAGUCUCACUUGGUACCGCGAAAGCUCGCGGCUAGAUGGUCUGACAUUUUUGACAUGCGGUCUGCGGAGACCAUGCUUUUGCACGACUUGCCUCUGCCGCCCGAGGUGAAGGCCGCCCUUCCUGGCAAGAAUGAGUCCAAGGGCGCGGUGCUUUUCUUCCCCGCGACCAGUGCCAGAGUGAAGGCCUUCGCAGUCUUCGACUGGCCUGCGGGAGAGGAGGAGAUCGUCUUGGAGCUGCUACGGUUCACGGCGAUGGUGGGGGUGCCGCUCAGCGUCCAGGGCGCCGAGCUGAUGUGCCGCUCCCUGGCCAUUCGCCGGGUCUAUUGCCUGGUGCUGCUGGAUGCCUCGGAUACGGCGAUGGCACGCGCCGCCCGAGAUCUGGAGGAGUCCAGAACACAGUACCAGACGGAGGUAGCCGAGAUCCGCGCCGGCGGAGGGGAGGUGUCGGAGGACGAGGACAACUUUGUGGUUCCAACGCUUCGGCUCUUGCGCCACCCUUCGUUGCAGCCCUCCGUCGCCUCCUGCUUCGCGCCCAAAUUUCCGCAGGUGGAGCGCGCCCUAGGAGCCUCCAGCGCCUUCCUGAUGGACAUGGACACCUCCCGCAUUGCUCCGCUGCGCUUAUCAUCUUUCCGUGGCCUAUACCCCCAGAUUGCCUAUGAGGACAGCCUCACCUGGGUUGACAUUGACACCAUCCGGUCCCUGCCCGAUUGCAGCGAGGGCUUGCGGCAGCGAUUCAUGCGGCAACUAGCUCGCGCUUCCACCACGGAACUGGCGUGGCAGCUGCUGCUUGCGCUGUUCCUGGUGGAAGCCACAGCCAAAGCCUUGACCAGUCAAUCCAUGCGCUGGUGCUUCGGUGUCCUGGGCUUGACCUUGGCCCUUUUGCUCAGGUCUCCGGUGUUUUGGCGUCAGCUUGAUGCUUAUGUGCCUGACUUCCUCCGAGCCGCGCAACUCAUUGAGCUUUAGUGAG
Molecule: messenger RNA, 2045 nt
Organism: Effrenium voratum
Lineage: Eukaryota; Dinophyceae; Suessiales; Symbiodiniaceae
Source: the annotation of a GenBank genome assembly